Rhagoletis zephyria (snowberry fruit fly) is the source of this 993-nucleotide messenger RNA. Lineage: Eukaryota; Metazoa; Arthropoda; Insecta; Diptera; Tephritidae. The record is from RefSeq and is a predicted model, not a curated record.
AUGUCUCAACUAAAAGUUCGAAAACCAAAAGUUAUUUUGUUUGAUAUUAUCGGCACUGUGAUUAAAGAGGGAUGGAUUGAUAAAGUACUUUUUCCAUACAUUGUAUCGACAGUGGAUGAUUACCUGGCUGAGAACUGGGGAGAUCCAGUUCUGGUGCGUGAUGUAGAACUGCUUCGAGCGCAAUCACAAUUAGACGCUGGACCGGCCAUCGUGCAACCAGGGCAGUCUGUUGAUCGAAUUCGCAAUUCAGUUGCCGACUACGUGGUGCGUUGUCUUGAGGAUACUCGCGAAAGUGAAGCGAUUCGCAUUUUCCGUUUUCACAUGUUAUUUGAUGGUUUCAAUUCUGACAAGCUCACUACACAUGUUUAUAGCGAUGUUGCACGCUGCCUGGGCAACUGGGCUCAGAGAGAUUGCAUUGACUUGUACGUUUUUUCCAACGGCUGGUCCUAUGCUAUGAAGAAAUUCCUAAAGAAGACUAACUACGGCGACUUGACGCUGGUCAUCAAAGACUUCAUUGACACUAACAUUGGUCAGCUGAAUGAUAUGCAGACUUAUGAAGGCCUCAUCUCCCAGUUGGGUCAUCCUCCUGAAGAUAUUCUCUUUUUGACUCACAGUGGGAUCGAGGGCGUCGCUGCCCGUCGUGCUGACCUCAGUGUCAUCCUAGUGACUACCCAUCGCAAAGAUCUCGCCAGAGAGCGAAAUGAGGAUACCAAGUUUUUCGGUUUGCCCUAUGUGCGAUCAUUCAAUGAACUCGUCUUUAAACGUGGUGCGGCUCCAGCCUCAACCUUGGGAAAUGCCAUUGCAAUUUCUUCAGCAUUUCCAGCUAACCCAAGUAUUGGAAGCACGUCUCUCUCAGCAUCGUCUGCUGACUCUGAUAGCUCUAAGAUUCAGGGUAUCUCAGCUUUCUUUUCUCCUCAGAAGUUUGAUUCUAAAAAAGAUGUCACUGGAAAAGACUCAAGUGUCAUCAAAGAAACUGGCAAAAUGGGUCACUAG